Molecule: messenger RNA, 891 nt
Organism: Staurois parvus
Lineage: Eukaryota; Metazoa; Chordata; Amphibia; Anura; Ranidae
Source: the annotation of a GenBank genome assembly
AUGUGCCUCAAAGCCUCCUCCAUCCUCCUCCUCCUCCUCGUGCUGGCCUCGGACUGUAUGGACUCGGUGAAGGCUUUGUUCCCCUUUGGGCAGCCCGAGUUCUCUUACAAGAGGAGCAACUGCAAACCCAUCCCUGCCACCUUACUGCUGUGCCAUGACAUUGAGUACCCGAACAUGAGGCUGCCCAACCUGCUGGGGCAUGAGACCAUGAAGGAGGUGCUGCAACAAGCCUCCUCCUGGAUCCCUCUGAUCCAGAAGCAGUGCCACCGGGACACCAAGAAGUUCCUGUGCUCCCUCUUCGCCCCCGUCUGUAUUGAUGACCUGGAUGAGACCAUCAAGCCGUGCCGCUCGCUGUGUGAGCAGGUGAAGGACAGCUGUGCCCCCGUCAUGUCUGCCUUCGGCUUCCCCUGGCCGGACAUGCUGGACUGCAGCCGCUUCCCCCAGGACAAUGACCUGUGCAUCCCACCAGCCAGCACUGAGCACCUAGUGCCGGCCACCAGAGAAGCACCUAAAGUAUGUGACGCCUGUAAAAGCAGCAAUGAGGAUGACAAUGACAUUGUGGAGAACCUCUGCAAAAAUGAUUUUGCCCUGAAGAUAAAAGUGAAGGAGAUCGCCUACAUCAAUGGGGACACUAAGAUCAUCCCGGAGACAAAGAGCAAAACCAUUUACAAACUGAAUGGGGUGACAGAAAGGGAUUUGAAGAAGACCGUGCUGUGGCUUAAAGAUGGCCUGCAGUGUACCUGUGAUGAGAUGAAUGACAUUAAUGCUCCCUAUUUAGUGAUGGGACAAAAGCUCGGAGGGGAGCUGGUCAUCACCUCAGUCAAGCGGUGGCAGAAAGGCCAAAGGGAGUUUAAAAGGAUCUCUCGCAGCAUCCGCAAGUUGCAGUGCUAG